Molecule: messenger RNA, 4583 nt
Organism: Carya illinoinensis
Lineage: Eukaryota; Viridiplantae; Streptophyta; Magnoliopsida; Fagales; Juglandaceae
Product: myosin-binding protein 3-like
Exons: 5
Coding region: 1167-3848 (893 amino acids)
Molecular function (GO): myosin binding
Source: RefSeq, a predicted model, not a curated record
AGCUGCCGCUGCAUGACUUUUCAUCCAUGCUUUAAUGCCCGGAUCUGCAUAUUUUUGUGUCUGUUGAAAUAGCCCUAUUCUUUCCUUUGGAACUUCUAUAUAGGUUGCACAAAGGUCCAGCAUGGGAAUUAAGUCACCCCACCAUCGUGGAUGGUGGGCUCCAUGUCAUUGUGGCAGGAGCUGAUCACGUUUGGGUAGACAAAAUUAUGCGUUCCAUAUCACAUGGUCGCUUUAGGAUGCCAUUGCCACAAGGAUGGAGAUCUCUACCCCAUAAAAGACUGCACCUCAAAUUCUUGUAAAGAUAUGUAAGGGUCCAUUCUGGAAAGGGAGCCAACAGAGCCAACCCGAUCAUAGUAGCGGAUUUAAAUGGCUGUAGGCGUGUAAGCGGUAUUCCUUCGUCAAGAGUGAGGAUUGAUUAAUAGAUUUUAGGGUAUCAACCUCGAAAGAAAAAGAACUGUAGGUGCAUGUGGGACUACUUCGCCGUCUGUGUCUAAAAUCAUCUACUCAUAGUGAUAGCCAACCUUCCGUGAUUGUUUUCACUAUCUCUUUCUUUCUUGAAUUAAGGUUUAGUUUGGUGAGCUUUAGAUGGAUUCUUUGAUUAAUUAUUCUCUGUGUUUUCGUAAAUCCAGGAAUGUAACUUUUCAAAAGCCAAAGCUGAGCCUUGAAAAGCAAAAGCAAGAAGGGAAACCUUGAUCCCCACAAAACAUUAUUAUAAGCUUUAUUCAUGCAAAGGGGUCUCAAAUCUCUCUCACAGGGCCCCAGUUUGAUCCACUCCACUCUCCUUUUUCUGUUCACUUUUCCUUUCCUCUUAGCCUUUCCAUCAUGCCUUCCACUGUUUGCUGUUUGACAACCUUGUUUCAUCAUUCCCUGCCAGCCACUUUUAAUCUUUGAUUAGUAUUGUAAGUUUAUAUAUAAUUGAUGUAGCUAUACAUUUAUUAAACUAAUCAAAACCAUUGAAAUUGUUCUGCAGACAAUCAAGUAUGAAAGGUCUGAGGACAGCAAUGCAAAGUAGAAAAUAAACUACAUGGAUCAAUGGGGUUGAUCACAUCUUGGAGCCUGGAAGAAACACAAACUCUUACAGAGACCUUAUAUGUGACACGCAUGCCGCUGAAAUUUCCAAAUUGAGCUACUGUUCAACUCAUCAAAAAUUGGCUGAACCACAGAAUAUGUGUGAGGACUGCUUGGCAUCUCGACCAAGCUAUGAUGGCAGCUUCCUUGGAAGCACGCAGAGGAUUGCUUUUGUUUCACGGCUGAGUGAGAACCACGGUGAAAAUGGUACAAAUAUCUUCAUGUGUUCAUGCUGCAACAAGAACUUGAGCUGCAAACUGUGUCCUCCUUCUUGGCCUUCUUGGGGUGCUUUGAAUCACAACCAGAAGGACGAUUUGGUCAUAGAAGAAGUGGAUGAUGACAGCAAUGAAGGAGAGUACAAAGAGCUAAGCAGAUCUUAUUCUUCUCCAAGUCACAGAGAAAAGGACAAUGAGAUCCAUAAAAAAAACUGGGAAGAAAAUCAAUGUGAUGAAGGGAUAGCAGAUGAGCAUCAGAUACAUUCUGAUUUUGGAGGUUCUAGCUUCGUAGAAGUGGUACAGGAGGAUGGUUCAAUGAUAUUGAAGGACUCUACCGAGCAGGACUCCGAUGAUACCAGUUUUGUUCAUCGAGCUUGUGAUAAUUCUACCAUACAAUGUUUCCCUGAACAAGAUAACUCUUGCGAAGUGAUCAGUAUGCAUUGCAAGAACUAUUUUGCUUGCGAGUUAAAUCGUUUAAUACCAGUGGAGUUGAUUGAUUCUUCGACUACUGCAAACCUAGGAUCAUGCAACUGGAGAGAGGAAGAUCUGAGAAAGCAUGAUCGACAGAAUAGAGCUUCUGAUUCUGAGGCACGAAUUGAAACACAGUUCAAUGUCACAACGGAGGCAGCAUUUCUCACGAUAAAUGAGUGUCCAAAUAGGGCAACUAAAGAAGAACUCGAAAGCUUUGAGAUGGCUGAGUUUGAUACCGACAAUUAUUUUACGGAAGAGGUGGUAGAAAGAAAACAAGAUACGGUCUCUGAGGCAUGUAGACAAGUUGAUACUACUGAAGAACCUCAAACUUUAUCCCUCGCCGAAGAAGUAGCUGGGAAAGAACCAGAUGAUCCACCAGGAGCAUGUGGAGCAGAAAUAAACAGCAUAAAUCUCUUGUCCGAUCAAAGUUCAGCCAAGACCGCCAUAGUCACAGAAAAGUCGGACCAUGAAGCUGAGACUCAAGCUGAAGAGCCAGUUUCUUCACUGACAUGCCAACCAGAAGAUCAGGCUUCCACUAAUGACGAUGUUGCUGAAGUUUCCACCACCCCUGAUGCAUUUAUGGCUCAGGAUGACCUUGGUCUAAGUCCUAUGGAGAAAACUACCCAGCACGAAAAAAUAAUUUUGGUUGAAAAUGCUCAAGAAGGGACAAACAAUCAUGGAUCCUUUCCUUCAGAGCCUAACGAAGCAGAGGAUGAGAAAUGUCCCGAUACACCAAAUUCGGUUGACAGCCUCCAUUACUCGCAAAAGAAACUAUUGCUGUUUGAAAAGAGAGAGUCAGGAGCUGAAGAGUCUUUAGAUGGAAGUGUGAUAAGUGAGAUGGAAGGUGGUGAUGCAGUUACCACCAUUGACCGGCUGAAAGCAGCUCUAAAAGCCGAGCGAAGAAAUUUAAGUGCUUUAUAUGCAGAACUAGAAGAAGAGAGAAGUGCAUCUGCAAUAGCUGCUAACCAGACAAUGGCUAUGAUCACCAGGCUUCAAGAAGAGAAAGCAGCAAUGCAGAUGGAAGCAUUACAAUACCAGAGGAUGAUGGAAGAACAAGCUGAAUAUGACCAGGAAGCGUUGCAACUUUUAAAUGAGCUCAUGAUCAAGAGAGAGAAGGAGAAGCAAGAACUUGAGAAAGAAUUGGAAUUACAUCGUAAGAAGGUCUUAGAUUAUGAGGCGAAAGAGAAGAUAAGAGUGACAAGAAGAAUCAAACAUGGAAGUUUAAGAAGCAGAAACUCUUCUGCUUCUUGCAGCAAUGCAGACGAAAGUGAUGAAUUAUCAAUUGAUCUAAAUCUUGAAGCGAGGGAUGAAGACAGUAGCUAUUCCAGCCAUCAAGCUACCAGUCAAAACAAUAGUCCUGAUAAAGCAGUUUUGAAUUUGGAGGAAAUGGCACUUGACUGUGUGAAGCAUAUGAGUGCUCUUGAUGAAUCAUUGGUAGAAUUCGAGGAAGAGCGGCUGUCCAUUCUAGAUCAGCUCAAAGCACUGGAGGAAAAGCUUAUCACAUUGGGUGAUGAUGAAGGAUAUUUUGAAGAUGGGAAAUCAAUUGAGCGGUCCUCGACAUAUGGUGCCAAGGAGUUUGACGAUCACGUCUUAACUAGUCCAGAAGAAAAUGGGGUUCCAGGGAAGCAUUCCUCACUGUAUGUUGUCAAAGAGGUUGACAAGCAUGACUUUACCAGUCCUGAAGAAGAUGGGAUUUCAUUUGGGUUUUCGAAGGAUAAAUUUUAUCCAGAGAGAAAAACCAUGGAUUCAAUGGCAAAGAGUCUCCUUCCUCUCCUAGAUGCCACUAAUAACAAAAAUGAAGAAGGGUUGUUAUAUGAAGCAAAGGGUGAAUCCGAAUAUGUUGAAAUGCAAAACUCCUUUGAAUCCCAUUUCGAACUUGAUGUAAAUAAACUAGCCAUUGAAGAUGAGGUGGAUCAUGUUUAUGAGAGGCUGCAAGCACUUGAAGCGGACAGGGAGUUUCUAAAGCAUUGUAUGAGCUCCAUAAAGAAGGGAGACAAGGGAGUGGAUCUUCUUCAAGAAAUCUUACAACAUCUUCGCGAUCUGAGGGCUGUUGAGAUUCGUGUGAAGAACAUGAAUGAUGAUACUCUAGGGUGAAAGUGCAGUAACCUGCCACAAAUGAGAAGACAACAGAUGCUUUUCUCAGAGAUGAUCAGUAGGCUGAGUCUGCAGAUGUAAGGUGGUUAAAGAGAUCACACUUCAUACUGAGCACGAAAAAAAGCUCAUCGAAAUAUAUGCUUUCUGGUGCCAGGAAAUCUCUUGAUGGAGAAGGAGAGUCCUGGUAUGGUUUUUUUGAAUUGGUGCAUGAGAUUCAGCUACCGAAUUGAAGUCUGCCUCAAAUUUCUAAUUUCUUCUUUUGCUACAAGUUUGGUGCAAAGCGUACGUAGAAUUUUGUGGUACCUCCUCACUACGAGUUUUUCCCAAGCGACCGUGAAAGAUGUACAUUAAGGGAGUGCAUCUUCUCUGCCUGACCUCAUGAUCGUGUAGGUCAGGGUAUGCACUUCAAUUGUUUUUGGAUAGUUUCAUUCCUGUUUCUUUCUUACAGGAUGUGAGAGAGGAGAUCAUCUUCAAGGAGAAGGCUUGAAUUUUUCUUGUCCUGAUCUUUUGGUCCGUUAAACUUUGCAUGGGUUUUCAGCAUCCAGGCCGGGCUGUAAUUUAUUUGUAUAAACAAGCAUCAGCUGUGUCUAUAUUUGUUAGUGAGGGUUGUCAUUAAUGUUCUAGCAGCUCUUAUAUCUUUCCAUUUGUUAGUUGGUGGCAUUAACUCCUUUGCAUGGUGUGUAGUGAAAAUCUUGUACUGCACAAAGUUUAAUUGAGGGAUGAUACGUUCUUGAA